Messenger RNA from Pyricularia oryzae 70-15, 2976 nucleotides. RefSeq names its product WD repeat-containing protein. Gene Ontology annotation, biological process: positive regulation of rRNA processing; positive regulation of transcription by RNA polymerase I. NCBI's taxonomy places the organism in Eukaryota, Fungi, Ascomycota, Sordariomycetes, Magnaporthales, Pyriculariaceae. Gene Ontology annotation, molecular function: protein binding; RNA binding. Gene Ontology annotation, cellular component: nucleolus. The transcript is spliced from 3 exons. The coding region runs from base 1 to 2976 and encodes 991 amino acids. The record is from RefSeq and is a predicted model, not a curated record.
AUGGCCAAGGGCAAGCGGAAGCGAGACAAGGCGGAGCAGGUCGAGAAGAAGACUUCAAAGCGACACCGAUCAAAGUCCAAGCUCCGCGCAAGCGAUGCCGAGGCUGCGCUUUCAGCCAAAACCGAGAUAGAUGACACUGGCGUGGCCCUGGUGAAGACAGAGAUUGAGGAAGAGAGCGAUGCGGAGGAGCAGGCUCUCGUACCUGCGACAGCUCUGGCCGCAGGAUGGAAGAUUUCGGAACCUAUGGGCGGUCGUCUGGCUGAUAUAGAGCCUAUUUUCAGUCAGGAUGAGAAAUACAUCAUUCUCGCAUACGAAACCUCGAUCCAGGUCUACUCCACCGAAGAUUCACUCCUCGUCCGCAGGAUACCGAUCGCAAAGCCGCUACGGAAGCGCAGCAAAUCUCAUUUCAAGUCCAGCAGCGCUCCACGAGUCUUGGCCGCUGUUCCCUCGUUGACCGAGCCCCAGGUGGUGUGGGUAGCCGACGACUGGCAGGUCAUUUGGAAAGUCAACUGGGAGACGGGCGAGGCAGCAGUUCACACCAAAUCUGGAUUCAAGGUGUCGGCAAUGCAAGCUAUCAAUCCUGCUGGUACCAAAGGCCAGGAGCUUCUCCUCACCUCCGAGAACUCUGCCAAGGGAACCUCGCAGCUCGUGGCGUAUGCCACUGCCUCAGGACGAGCUGAUCGUUACGAGCUGAAUAGCUGCCCUGGAGACAUUCACAUGCUAAGGGCCACGGCUGAUGGUUGCACUGUUGUCGGCGCUAUGGACGCCAGAUUGCUGAUUGCGAAGCUGAGACUGGACAAGGACUCGACCGAUGCGCUUGUCGUGUCAAGCGAGACCUACGUCCUUGACGCCCCUGAUGACGUGUGUUCUCUUGACGUAAGAUUGGCUUCGAGGAAGACAACUUCCACACCCAAGAAGUCAAAGUUGAAACAAAACUCUGGAGUAGCCGAGGCUAGCCUGGUUUUAGAUUUUGUGAUUGGAACCGUGAGGGGUUCGAUAUACGUUUAUAACGACGUUCUUUCUCCCCUCCAAAAGUCUGGCUCUAUCGAGCGGAUCCAGCCCAGGCAAUAUCAUUGGCAUCCCCGGGCUGUGCACAGCGUCAAGUGGUCUCACGAUGGCGAGUACUUUGUUUCUGGAGGAACUGAGAAUACCUUGGUUCUGUGGCAGGUUGAUACAGGAAGGAGAGAGUAUCUCCCCCAUUUGUCAGGCUGCGUCAACAACAUUAUUGUUUCACCUCUGGGCUCUUCGUACGCCGUUACUCUUGACGACAAUUCUGCCAUGGUUCUUUCCACAUCUGAAAUGACGCCCACGACGUACAUCUCAGGUCUCCAGUCUUUAGUCUUGAGUGACAAGAAGAAGAGAGACAAGGCUGUUCGACGGGUUUGGAAGCCAGUUGAGCAGAUUACCAGACCGCUCACUGCUGCCAUCAACCCCAGGGAGCCCACACGGCUUUACUUGAGCGUCGGCAACGGCCAGGCUGCUAUGAGCACCGAUUCUACCCCGUCAGCUGCUUCAGUACAAGUUUUUGAUUUCUCCACUUUCCAGAGCUUAUCCAAGCAACCUUUGGCUCGUACAAAUCCCACCGAAAACAACCUUACGCCGAAAGGCUACCCUGUUACCGAGCCUUGGAUUUCGCACAUGUCCUUCUCACAUCAAGGAGACUGGCUCGCAUCCGUCGAUGAAUGGCAGCCACCAGUCCGCGAUCUGGAACCGAUUGCCGAGGACAAACAUGCAGCCGAGUCACUCAGCCAGGAGAGGAAGGAGAUCCACCUCAAGUUCUGGAAGGUCGGCGCGGAAGGCAUUGGUCAGAUGGAGCUGAUAUCACGUAUUGAUGAGGCGCAUUUCACCACAAGGCCUGAGUCGAUCUUGAGCUUGGCAGCCAGCCCUAGGGCAUCUUUAUUCAGCACAGUGGGCGCAGAUGGCAAAGUCAGGUUGUGGGGGCCAUUUUCGCAGCAAUCUAGCAAAACGCCUGCGAAUGCUCUAGUGGCCAAGGGCCAGGGAGUUCACGCCGCAACUGAGACGGUGGAGGGCUGGUCUUGUGUCCAGGAAAUUCCUUUGGCCUCCAACACCAGCAUCACAGAGAUUGAGGUUGACUCCGCUGAUGAGCCACUGAACGCUAAGCCAUCAGGUGCCUCGACUUUCUCCGACGACGGCUCGACAUUAUUCGUUGCAUAUGGUCUUCCUGACGAGGUGGUGCUGUAUAUCAUUGACGCAUCUUCUGGUCGGAUACGCAACAGAGUAAACCAGCUCGUUGAAGGCGAGGUUCGUAGCUUGCAAAUACUCGGAUCGUGUCUGAUCAUAUUAGCCGGUAGCGUCGUUGUCUACGAUGUUGUUGAGGAUACGAUUCGGUACAACGUCACAUUUGACGACCCUCACCCGAGCCUGAAGCUGCAGAUGACACAAUUGGCAGUUGACAAAAGGUCAAAGACAUUUGCGCUCGCCGUGCCCGUAUUCUACAAGGCAGAAAAGCCCAGUUACAAGAAGGGUGUUGUGUCUGAGGUCGCAGUUUUCACACUUGAAGACGACCGACCAGUCCUUGUGCAGGCCAUACCAAACCUCGUCAUCUCGUUGCUCCCUGUUCCCGGCUCUGCUGGAUUCGUCGCAAUUGAUUCCGCCGCACAUGUGCUCGCGGUUAUUCAAGCCACGGCAAUUAACCCGCUCGCGGCGCCGUUAUCAGACCUGCAACUGGAUAAAGUGGCAGAUCAUGACGACCAAGACGCAAUGGAAGUUGACGAUGAGGAUGAAUCCAAUGGCAACAAACUGCUGUUGCAACUCAACGGAAACAGCGACGCAAUGGACGAAGAUAAUGACGCGGACGAGAUGGAAGAUAUGGAGACGUACAACGCAAUAUUGGUGCCCGAGAAGCUGACGCAGAUCUUUGAUGGCGCCCCUGCAUUUGCGCUGCCGCCGAUCGAGGAUCUCUUCUACCAAGUCUCGGAGCUGAUCUCACCCAAAGCGGUUCCUAGUUCUGCUUGA